GACGUUCACAUAUUUUGGCAACAAAUUGAGAAUGAAACGUCGAUUGAUAAUGCUGAGGAAGGAGAAUGUUCUACAAGGAGACUCGGAAAUAGUGCAUCCGAUGAUUAUGAUGUCAAUUUAAGUGAAACUGAAUUUUCUGACAUGGAUUAUGAAGAGAAAACCAAUAAGAAUGAAGAUAAUCAAGCACCUGCAAUAACGAUGGCUGGAGGCGACGUAGAAUCACUUCAUCCACUAUCAUCAUUACUACCCAUUCCUCCGCUUCCAUCGCCAUUAUUAUCACCACCCGGUUCUAUAAAUUCUAUACUAAACAAUGUAAUAAUACCAAAAGAUUUACCAACGUUGGUAAAUCAAGAUCAAUUAUCGCUUUCAUUUACAAACCCUAUCAUCCAAACCCCUGGAACUCCACCGCCAAGGCCUAAUGUCAAUAAUAUACAGAUUACUCCUCAAAAGUUGGUGCUUUUUAAGGAAUCCGUUACCUAUCUACAAAAUCAUAUAAAGAUAAAUGUAAAUGAUCAAGGAAUGAUCAUAAAAGACAAUCGUACUUCGGAAGAAAUCUCUGCUAUCAUGACUCCUUUAAGCUCAGAAGCAAGUCCAAAAGAUUGUGAUUUUCUACGGAAUUCGAGUAAAAAGGCGGUUGUUUUUAUCGAAAUAUUGGGUGGGCCCGAAAAUACAGAUCAAAAAAAAUUAAAAGAAGAUUCAGAAAAGCUUCUGAAAGAAGCUGUAUUCGGACUUGUUUCCCUAUUACGAAAUUAUUUGGAUAAAAGUGUCGAAGAAUCAAAGCAAUUAUACACGUUCAUGAUUCAGGGCAUCG
Racocetra fulgida is the source of this 811-nucleotide messenger RNA. NCBI's taxonomy places the organism in Eukaryota, Fungi, Glomeromycota, Glomeromycetes, Diversisporales, Gigasporaceae. The record is from the annotation of a GenBank genome assembly.